Microtus ochrogaster (prairie vole) is the source of this 2237-nucleotide messenger RNA. It is a transcript of the gene Acot11, whose product is annotated as acyl-CoA thioesterase 11. The record is from RefSeq and is a predicted model, not a curated record. Gene Ontology annotation, cellular component: cytoplasm; cytosol. Gene Ontology annotation, molecular function: long-chain fatty acyl-CoA hydrolase activity; lipid binding. NCBI's taxonomy places the organism in Eukaryota, Metazoa, Chordata, Mammalia, Rodentia, Cricetidae. Gene Ontology annotation, biological process: acyl-CoA metabolic process.
UGUUCUAGGAUUCAUCUUUAGCCGCUUUGGCCUCCAAGACUUUUUGUCCUGUCCAGUGUGAGCCUCAGGCCCUCUGGCUCAAAUCUCUUGCAGAAGUGACAAAGGAAAGGAAAAAUCCUGGAGGGCUAUCACCUGUUGAUGGCCUUGGAUGCGGGCGUGCACAGUGGACUUUGGCAGGUGCCUCUAUGAGAAGAAUCACCGGUUUAUAAGGAAGUGGCUGUUAGGGGCUGGUGUAUCGUCUCCCAGUUCAGCAGUUGCUGGAUACAGGCCUCCUAGGCACAGGAGCCAGUGGGCAGCACUCCGGAAGGUGAAAUCCUGGCAGGGCUUCGCCUCUAUGUUCUCUGGUCGCACAUCCCGGAAGUCAAUCUCACAUCCAGAGCACGAAGAUACCAUGGCAGAGGGCGAGGAGUACCGGAACCCCACGGAGGUGCAGAUGAGCCAGUUGGUGCUGCCCUGCCACACCAACCACCGUGGGGAGCUGAGCAUCGGACAGUUGCUCAAAUGGAUCGACACCACGGCCUGCCUGUCAGCGGAGAGGCAUGCUGGCUGCCCCUGUGUCACGGCUUCCAUGGACGACAUCUACUUUGACCACACCAUUAGUGUCGGCCAAGUGGUGAAUAUCAAGGCCAAGGUGAACCGGGCCUUCAACUCCAGCAUGGAGGUGGGCAUCCAGGUGGUCUCUGAGGACCUGUGCUCCGAGAAGCAAUGGAGUGUGUGCAAGGCCCUGGCUACCUUUGUGGCCCACCGGGAGCUCUCCAAGGUGAAGCUGAAGCAGGUCAUACCAGUGACAGAGGAGGAGAAAACGGAACAUGGGGUGGCAGCUGAGCGCCGACGCAUGCGGCUAGUCUACGCAGACACUAUCAAGGACCUCCUGGCCCACUGUGCCAUCCAGGAUGACCCUGACAAGGACUUCAGCAAUAUGGUGCCCGCAGAGAAGACCCGAGUGGAGAGCGUGGAGCUGGUGUUGCCUCCUCAUGCCAAUCAUCAGGGCAAUACCUUUGGGGGCCAGAUCAUGGCCUGGAUGGAGAACGUGGCCACCAUUGCAGCCAGCCGGCUCUGUCAUGCACACCCUACACUCAAGGCCAUCGAGAUGUUCCAUUUCCGAGGCCCAUCGCAGGUGGGGGACCGUCUGGUGCUCAAGGCCAUCGUGAAUAAUGCCUUCAAGCAUAGCAUGGAGGUGGGUGUGUGUGUGGAGGCUUAUCGCCAGGAGGCCGAGACCCAGCGGCGACAUAUCAACAGUGCCUUCAUGACCUUUGUGGUCCUGGACAAAGAUGACCAGCCUCAGAAAUUGCCCUGGAUUCGUCCCCAGCCUGGAGAGGGUGAACGGCGAUACCGAGAGGCCAGCGCCAGGAAGAAGAUCCGCCUGGAUAGGAAGUACCUUGUGUCCUGUAAGCAGUCGGAAAUGGCCCUGUCUGUCCCCUGGGAUCCUAGCAACCAGGUGUACCUGAGCUAUUACAACGUGUCGUCUCUGAAGACGCUUAUGGCCAAGGACAACUGGGUGCUGUCUGUGGAGUUCGGUGAGGUCCACCUGUAUACCCUGGAGGAGGAGUUCCUGUCAUUUCAUUUGGAGAUGGUGGUACACGUGGACGCUGCCCAAGUCUUUACACUGCUCUCGGACCUGCGCCGGAGGCCGGAGUGGGACAAACAUUACCGGAGUGUGGAGCUGGUGCAGCAGGUAGAUGAGGAUGAUGCCAUCUACCACGUCGUCAGCCCUGCCUUGAGCAGCAAUACCAAGCCCCAAGACUUUGUGAUCCUGGCCUCUAGGCGGAAGCCUUGCGACACCGGGGACCCUUAUGUCAUCGCACUGAGGUCGGUCACACUGCCCACCCAUUGUGAGACACCGGAAUAUCAGCGUGGGGAGACUCUCUGCUCAGGCUUCUGUCUGUGGCGGGAGGGGGACCAGUUGACUAAGGUUUCUUACUAUAACCAGGCCACCCCCGGACUUCUCAACUACGUGACCACCAAUGUGGCCGGCCUGUCCAUGGCGUUCUACAAUACGUUCAAGGCUUGUGAGAGUUUCCUAUUGGACAACCGGAAUGACCUGGCCCCCAGCCUCCAGACCCUCUAGGCACUACCCCACCCUGCCCCAGGUCUUACACAGUGCGUGGAGCAAAGCAGAGGCAUUUAUUCACCCUGACUCCCCAGGGAAGCCUUCCACAUUAGAUGGUCCAGUCCUACUGGGUGGUCAGUUCCUGCUCACAUCUGCCAGCAAGUCUUCUCGGUACUCCUGGGGUAUC